CCAUGAGGUAGGUGUGAGAUUAUUAGACAGGUAUUCGGCUACGUAACCAGUCACUUGAUCAUACGUAUUUCACUCCACCCCACUGAAGUUGCCUUUCAAGUCUAACUGGUCAGGAAAUGACAGGUGUCUGCCUAGCAGAGCUGCUCUCCGUGCUUCUCUUCCUGUAUCCAGAUUUCUGUGUGGGACAUUCCUGCUGGAUGGCUUCUCUCUGACCGGUGACUAGAAGCAAAUAAAACACAGCCAUGAGUAAGAUUACCAAACUUUUCAAGCCCUCUGCUGGCUCUGGGUCUUCUAAAGGCAAGAAAGGGGCACCCAACGCCCAGGAGGCUUUGUUCAAACUGCGAGAAACAGAAGAAAUGUUAACUAAAAAGCAGGAAUAUUUGGAAAAGAAGAUCGAGCAGGAACUGGCCACAGCGAGGAAGCACGGAACCAAAAACAAGAGAGCUGCAUUACAGGCUCUUAAGAGAAAAAAGAGAUUGGAGAAACAGUUAACGCAGAUUGAUGGCACCCUCUCCACCAUUGAGUUCCAGAGAGAAGCACUAGAAAACUCCCAUACCAACACCGAGGUGCUGAAAAACAUGGGCUACGCUGCCAAGGCCAUGAAGACAGUACACCAAAACAUGGAUCUCGAUAAGAUCGACGACCUGAUGCAGGAUAUUCAUGAGCAGCAAGAUGUUGCACAAGAAAUUUCCGAUGCUAUUUCCCGACCAAUAGGUAUUGGUGAAGAAUUUGAUGAGGAUGAGUUAUUGGCAGAAUUAGAAGAGCUGGAACAAGAAGAUCUCGACAGACACAUGGCCAGUGUCACAAUGCCUAGUGUGCCGUCUCACAAGCUUCCUGCCCGUUCAGCAACAUCACGGAAGAGGGUGGAGGAUGAGGAUGACAUGCAGAUGUUGGCUGCCUGGGCUAAUUAA
Molecule: messenger RNA, 911 nt
Organism: Nanorana parkeri
Lineage: Eukaryota; Metazoa; Chordata; Amphibia; Anura; Dicroglossidae
Gene: CHMP4C
Product: charged multivesicular body protein 4C
Exons: 5
Coding region: 243-911 (222 amino acids)
Biological process (GO): late endosome to vacuole transport via multivesicular body sorting pathway; vesicle budding from membrane
Cellular component (GO): multivesicular body; cytoplasmic side of plasma membrane; ESCRT III complex
Source: RefSeq, a predicted model, not a curated record